AUGUGCCCAAUUCCUCGUAACCGGAAUUCAACGUCUACUGAAACUAGUAAGGCAACUAAGAAAGAAAACGAUGUAGAGUACAACUAUGCUAGUAUCCAGAGUGCACCAGUUUUGAUGCAAACGUUGAGGGUUCGUUUGAAAGGAGAAAAUCCUGUCACCACCAGGUUGUUGAUUGACACAGGUUCUCAAAGAAGUUAUAUAACUCAAGCGCUGGCUACCAGAAUGCGCUAUGAGCCGAUCCGCACUGAGAACUUGGUUCAUGCAUUGUUUGGUGGGAGCAAGACUGAACCCAAGACGCAUCAAUGCUAUAAGGUCCGUCUGCAAAGUUUGAUGAGUGCGUUUUCCUGCAACUUUGAAGUUCUUGACUCGGAACAGAUUUGUCACGCCAUUCCCUCCAUUCCUAAAGGUCUAUGGGUAUCUGAACUUCGCGAGAAGAAAAUCGAGUUGACUGACGACAGAGAGGGCCCAAUUGGCAUUCUUGUUGGAGCGGACGUUGCGGGAAAGCUACUCACCGGGAGACGCGAGGUAUUAAGCUGUGGUUUGGUUGCUAUCGAAACUAGCCUAGGUUGGACCAUAAUGGGCCGCGUUAAGGACGCUGAGACAAGUUGUAUGGUUAACAUCAGUUUGCACUGCGCCCAGGAGUUCGACCCUUCUGAUAUGUGGAGGUUGGAUGUGUUGGGCAUCGAGGACCCCGCUUUGGUUAGUACCAAAGAAGAGGCAAAAACGGUUGUGCGUCGGCACUUCUUGGAAACAGUUAAGAUUUUACCUGAUGGACGAUAUGAGGUAUGUCUUCCAUGGCUGAAGGAACAUCCCCCGCUGCCUCGAAAUUUCGAUCUGGCCCGUGGUAGACUUGAAUCGACCCUAGCCAAGUUACGUAACGGUCAUUUGGUGAAAGAAUAUGAAGCGGUGUUUCAAGAAUGGCUGAAAGAUGAAAUUAUUGAAGAGGUACAGCUUGAUAAGUGGGAUUUCGGACAUUAUUUGCCUCACUGA
This is a messenger RNA of Diorhabda sublineata, 990 nucleotides long. RefSeq lists its product as uncharacterized. Lineage: Eukaryota; Metazoa; Arthropoda; Insecta; Coleoptera; Chrysomelidae. The record is from RefSeq and is a predicted model, not a curated record. Gene Ontology annotation, biological process: proteolysis. The coding region runs from base 1 to 990 and encodes 329 amino acids. Gene Ontology annotation, molecular function: aspartic-type endopeptidase activity. The transcript has a single exon.